GGAGCAGUACACAGGGAUUGUCCACGUACCCAGUGUCAACCUUUGAGUCUCAUAAUUAUUCAAAAAAAUGGCAGAUUCAAAUCCUCGCGGAAUCCCCGGUGCGCAAUUUUUUGAGUUUACACAGAUGUCUAUGGAAGAUGCGCAGACUCAUUUGGAGAAAUUUCAGGAGGCGAUUGCAAAGUACAAAUUUAUGGAGACAAGCAUCGUUAGACGAGUCGCUGGUUUGGACGACAAAAUCCCAGACAUCGCCAAAACGCUGCAAACAGUGCAAUUUAUGAAGAAAAAGAAGGGUGAAUCUUUUAAUGUUUUAUAUGAACUUAAUGAUACGUUACAUACCAGAGCAGAAAUUGAAGCUAGUGAAAAGGUAUAUUUAUGGCUAGGAGCCAAUGUCAUGUUGGAAUAUUCAGUGGACGAAGCAGAAACUCUACUUUCUCAGAAAUUGAGCGCUGCCCAAGAAACAAUGAAGGUUUGUAAAGAAGAUUUAGAAUUUUUGCGAGCUCAGAUUACUACGAUGGAGGUUAAUACGGCUCGUGUGUAUAACUAUACCGUUUCUUUAAAAAAGAUAAGCGCUGCCCAAAAGUAAACUAAAGUUUUCUGGUGAUUUUGUUUUCCAUUUUACAUUGGUUUUGAUAAAGUACAUAAAAUAAAUAUUUGUUACAUAGUAGAUAUAAAUCAUACUUUUUUAGUGGUGAAUGAUACAAAACUGUACUGCAAGCAA
Schizosaccharomyces cryophilus OY26 is the source of this 718-nucleotide messenger RNA. RefSeq names its product prefoldin subunit 3. The transcript is spliced from 3 exons. NCBI's taxonomy places the organism in Eukaryota, Fungi, Ascomycota, Schizosaccharomycetes, Schizosaccharomycetales, Schizosaccharomycetaceae. The record is from RefSeq and is a predicted model, not a curated record. Gene Ontology annotation, molecular function: tubulin binding. Gene Ontology annotation, cellular component: prefoldin complex; cytoplasm. Gene Ontology annotation, biological process: tubulin complex assembly; protein folding; microtubule-based process. The coding region runs from base 68 to 583 and encodes 171 amino acids.